AGCAGCUUGUGCAUCCCCCAGAGCCUGGACACGCAGGGAGGUGGCCAGGGGCAUCUGCCAAGCAGAGUGGACCCUGUACGGAGACCCAGUGUGGGAAGACAUGCAGGAGCCCAAGUUCACAGCUGCUGUGGCAGGCGACGGAGCCAUGAAUGAGAGCCAGGAGGGGGUUCCCCGCCUGGAUGGGAUCGGGCCAGAGAGCGAGGAGGGGGUACCCCAGACAGAUGGAGCCAUGAGUGAGAGCAAGGAGGGGGCUCCCUGCCUGGAUGGGAUCGGGACGGAGAGCCAGGAGGGGGCUGAGACAGUGGAGCCGCAGGGGGACGCUUGCUGGAGCGAACAGCAGACUGAGGGGCAGCAGGGCACCAGGCGCUUCGAGGUGGGACCAACAAUCUGUGCCGAGUGCGGGGAGAGCUUUGGGGAUGACGUGGCCCUGCUGGCCCACCGGGGGGCGCCCUGCAGUGAUGCGGUGGCGAAGCCGUUUGGCUGUUCCGGCUGUGGGCGGCGGUUCAGCCGCAGCUCCAACCUGCUGCGCCACCAGCGGGUGCACACGGGCGAGCGCCCCUUCACCUGUGCUGACUGCGGCCGGUGCUUCAGCCAGAGUGCCCAUCUGGCCAAGCACCGGCGCCUCCAUGGCACCGCAGGGCUCCCCACCCCGCCAGCGGAGCGCAGCUACAGCCGCAGCCCCGAGUUCCUGCGGUUCCAGCGGGCCCACGCCGGGCAGCGCCCCUUUGCCUGCCCCGACUGCGGCAAGCGCUUCAGCGCUGGCUCCUCCCUGGUGCAGCACCAGCGCAUCCACACGGGCGAGCGCCCCUUCCCCUGCCCCGACUGCGGCAAGCGCUUCCUGCGGGCCCCAGACCUGGCGCUGCACCAGCGCAUCCACACGGGCGAGCGCCCCUUCCCCUGCCCCGACUGCGGCCGGCGCUUCAUCCGUGGCCCCGACCUGGCGCUGCACCGGCGCACCCACACUGGGGAGCGCCCCUACCAGUGCAGCCAGUGUGGGCGCCGGUUCAGCCGCGGGCCCGGCCUCCUGCUCCACCAGCGCACGCACACCGGGGAGCGCCCCUACCAGUGCACCCAGUGCGGCCGCCGCUUUAGCCGCAGGUCCAACCUGGGCCGCCACCUGGCCACCCACAGCAUGCUGCGGGGGGACCCCACCCCAGGGGGAGAGCCCAGUGCAGAGACCCUCAGGCAACAGGGAAUCCCUGCGGAGGGGGAGGAGUCCCCAGGGCUAAAGGGGCGGAGCUCAGAGGCUGUGACCCAGCAGGGAAUCCCUGCAGAGGGGGAGGAGUCCCAAGGGCUGAAGGGGCGGAGCUCAGAGGCUGUGACCCAACAGGGAAUCCCUGCAGAGUGGGAGGAGUUCCAAGGGUUGAAGGGGCGGAGCUCAGAGGCUGUGACCGAGCAGGGAAUCCCUGCAGAGGGGGCGGAGUCCCAAGGGCUGAAGGGGUGGAGCCCAGGCUCCCUGGUGGCUCCCCUGGGGAAGCGCCACGGCUGCCCGGACUGUGGAAAGGGCUUUGCUCAGCGCUCACACCUGCUGGUUCACCGGCGGGUGCACACCGGGGAGCGCCCCUUUCCCUGCCCAGAGUGCGGCAAGCGCUUCAGGCAGAGCUCGGUGCUGGCCCGCCACCGGCGCACCCACACAGGCGAGCGCCCCUUCGCCUGCGGGGACUGUGGCCGGUGCUUUGCGGAGAGCGCAGUGCUGCUCCGGCACCGGGCCGUGCACUCCGGCGAGCGCCCCUACUGUUGCAUGGACUGCGGCCGGAGCUUCAGCCUCCGUGCCAACCUCCUCCAGCACCGGCGGCUCCAUGCCCGGCGCCCCCACGUCUGCACUGACUGCAGCAAGGCCUUCAGCGAGGCCGCAGCUCUGGCCGCCCACCGCGGAACCCGGCAUGGGGCCGGCAAGCCCUUCGUCUGCACCGGCUGUGGCAAGCACUUUGGUCGCAGCUCCACGCUGGCUCGGCACCGGCGCAUCCACGCUGAGCGGCCCCACGAAUGCACCCGCUGUGGCCGCAGAUUUGGGGAGAGCGCUGAGCUGGCGCAGCACCUGCGAGUGCACAGUGAGACCCCCUACGAGUGCGCCCGAUGCGGGGAGCGCUUUGCCCAGAGCCACGCACUGAUCGCACACCAGACCUUCCACGCUGAGCCAAGCCAUGGACAGCGCCACACUGCCCAUGCCCACCAGUCCCCCCUCGCCAAGCAUGGGGACAGCGUCCUGCCCAAGUCCCCAGCUUUGUCCCACCAGAGACUCCACACGGGAUAGGAGCCAGGACAGAGCCCCGGACUCCUGGCUCCCAGCGCCCCCCCAACCCAUUAGACCCCAUGCCCCUCCUAGAGCCAGGGAUAGAACCCAGGAGUCCUGGCUUCCAGCCCCCCCAUGCUCUGACCCACUAGACCAGGGGUGGGCAAACUACAUCCUGGGGGCCGCAUCCAGCCCUUCAGGUGUUUUAAUCCAUCCCUCGAGCUCCAGCCAGGGAGCGGGGUUGGGGGUUUGCCCUGCUCUGCGUGUGCUGUGGCUCCACGCGGCUCCCUGAAGCAGCCGAUGUCUCCUACACGUAGGGGCAGCCGGGGGCUCUACACGCUGCCCCUGCCCCAAGCGCUGCCCCGCAGCUUCCAUUGGCUGGGAACAGGCCAAUGGGAGC
Molecule: messenger RNA, 2633 nt
Organism: Chrysemys picta bellii (western painted turtle)
Lineage: Eukaryota; Metazoa; Chordata; Testudines; Emydidae
Product: zinc finger protein 345-like
Biological process (GO): regulation of transcription by RNA polymerase II
Cellular component (GO): nucleus
Molecular function (GO): RNA polymerase II cis-regulatory region sequence-specific DNA binding; DNA-binding transcription activator activity, RNA polymerase II-specific
Source: RefSeq, a predicted model, not a curated record